Arabidopsis thaliana (thale cress) is the source of this 1985-nucleotide messenger RNA. RefSeq names its product Putative interactor of JAZ (gene NINJA). NCBI's taxonomy places the organism in Eukaryota, Viridiplantae, Streptophyta, Magnoliopsida, Brassicales, Brassicaceae. The record is from RefSeq and is marked reviewed. Gene Ontology annotation, biological process: signal transduction. Gene Ontology annotation, cellular component: nucleus. The coding region runs from base 412 to 1689 and encodes 425 amino acids. The transcript has 4 exons.
GUAGUAUAUAUGCUGACUAUACGAUUGUUAUUUAUUCAAAAGUUAAGAAAAUGCACAAGAUACACAUGGACGAAAUCGAAACUAAUUGUACAAUAAAAUAAUAAUUAUUAGUAUUACGAAGGGAAAAGGGAAAUGGUCCGUACUAGUUGUCCGAACCCGAAGAAGCCCCAAUCGCUGAUGCAACUGUCUAGGAGCCGCCACGCUGCGAAGAAGCUCUAGGGUUUGUUCGUCUUCUUCCUCGGUUUCAUCAGAACUCAAAAGGUACUUGGUAGGAGCGAGAAGAAAGUUUCUGGAGAAUUGCUGAAUUGUUUCUUUCAAUGGUUUUGUUUCUAAGAUGGUAAUCAAGAUUGUUGACGGUGCUCUGAAGAUCUGUUGACCUGCUCAGAGUUUGCUUAAAAAGUUUGAGAAAAAAUGGACGAUGAUAAUGGGCUCGAGCUCAGCUUGGGUCUUUCUUGUGGAGGAUCAACAGGAAAAGCUAAGGGUAACAAUAAUAAUAAUGCUGGAAGCUCCUCAGAGAACUACAGGGCAGAAGGAGGCGAUAGAAGUGCUAAAGUGAUUGAUGACUUUAAGAACUUCCUGCAUCCAACUUCUCAAAGACCUGCAGAGCCGAGUUCUGGUUCUCAGAGAAGUGAUUCGGGUCAACAGCCUCCACAAAAUUUCUUCAAUGACCUCUCAAAAGCUCCUACAACUGAGGCUGAAGCUUCUACGAAACCUUUGUGGGUGGAGGAUGAGUCACGGAAAGAAGCAGGGAACAAAAGAAAGUUCGGGUUCCCGGGGAUGAAUGAUGAUAAGAAAAAAGAGAAGGACUCGUCUCAUGUUGAUAUGCAUGAGAAGAAGACAAAAGCAUCCCAUGUUUCAACUGCGACAGAUGAAGGAUCAACAGCUGAAAACGAAGAUGUAGCAGAGUCUGAAGUAGGUGGUGGUUCUUCUUCCAACCACGCAAAGGAGGUGGUUCGUCCUCCUACUGAUACAAACAUUGUGGACAACUUAACUGGUCAAAGGAGGAGCAACCAUGGUGGAUCUGGCACUGAAGAGUUUACAAUGCGCAACAUGAGUUACACCGUACCUUUCACAGUUCAUCCGCAAAAUGUCGUCACUAGUAUGCCUUACUCUUUACCGACAAAAGAGUCUGGACAACACGCAGCAGCUACAAGUCUAUUGCAGCCUAAUGCUAAUGCUGGAAAUCUCCCGAUUAUGUUCGGAUACUCACCAGUCCAGCUCCCUAUGCUAGAUAAGGACGGUUCAGGAGGGAUUGUCGCACUUUCUCAAUCUCCAUUUGCUGGAAGAGUUCCAUCAAACUCAGCUACUGCAAAAGGCGAAGGCAAACAACCUGUUGCAGAAGAAGGUUCAUCCGAGGAUGCAUCAGAACGACCAACGGGAGACAACAGCAACCUCAAUACCGCUUUCUCUUUCGACUUUUCUGCCAUAAAACCUGGAAUGGCAGCAGAUGUGAAGUUUGGAGGAUCCGGGGCACGUCCCAACUUACCGUGGGUCUCAACCACUGGUUCAGGCCCACACGGACGGACAAUCUCAGGUGUCACAUACCGGUACAACGCAAACCAGAUCAAAAUCGUAUGCGCUUGCCACGGCUCGCACAUGUCACCGGAGGAGUUUGUACGGCACGCAAGCGAGGAGUACGUUAGCCCAGAAUCAUCCAUGGGAAUGACUGCAGCGUCAGCUCACACCUGAAAAGUCACCACCGGAAAAAAAGAUGUCUGAAAUCUUGUAAACAAAUGGAAGGGUUUGUAAUGAGUUUCUUUUUGGAACAUACAUUUUAUUAUGUUUAGUCGGAUCAAACUCUCAAGCCAAAGUUUUUUAACUGAGCUUUCUGUUAUGUUGUUGUAAUCUCUCUACUUCAUCACAAUUCCUUAUGUAAUCCUCUUCUUUCCUUUUUGUUUUUUGGUUGAAAGGAAAUUAUAUAUAACCAUAACAUUAUCGGUGUCCUUUGUUCCUUUGGUUAAAAUCUAAACAACUAUUUUGGUAAA